CAAAGUUGAAGGGAAACAUAUGAUACACAGACGGAAGAAAUAAGAGAGUAAACAAUAGCUUCUUUACACUUGAAAUGAGUAACUGAGAACAACUUAAUGAGUGAUGAGCUUUUGAGGAAUAGUGUAAUGAGAUCUGCUCGCCAAGGUAGUUCCUGACAGUCAAGCUCUCCUGGUGUUGUUCUUUAGGUGUUCUUCCGUAUUGUGAUAUAUUUUGAGCUUCCAUCAAUUUUACAAUGGCUUAUAAGCAGGGAGGGCAAGAUGAGCAACUUCUCAAGCCAUGUAUUUGCCCAGCUGUGGUGUUUGCAUCUUUGCCUGGUGAUAUGUACUUAGCAGCCAAGAAUGGAGAUCUCAGAAGAGUGAGGAAAUACCUAGAAGAUGGUCAUGAUAUCAAUGCAGCUGAUUCAGAUGGUUACACUCUGUUAUCGAGUGCCUGUGUUGGUGGCCAGCUGUCAGUCGUGCGGUUGCUUCAACGACAACCUCACCUCCAUCGCAAUCCGCGUGACUGGGCAGGUGACACACCUCUUAUGUAUGCUGCGAUGAUGGGCCAUGCAGAAGUAGUAAAGGAACUGAUAUCAAGACCUCACCAGUGCCGCCUAGAUGUAAAUGCUUGCAACAACUAUGACGAGACAGCUCUAGAUUUAGCUAUUAUCAAUAAUCACGCAGAUGUCGAAAGCGUUUUGCAGAAUGUCAAACUACCACAGUUAUCAGCUGGAGGAAAUAAUGGGAACGAGAGGUUGAUUGUUAAGCCAUCAGCAUAUGUUGAGUUGAAAUUUGAAUGUGAAGUCUGCCUAGAAGACUACAACAAGAAUGAGCGUCGACCAAGGAUCUUGAGCUGUGGCCACUCACUUUGUACAAGUUGCAUCACCGAAACACUAAACCACGGCCCCCUCAAGUGUCCAUUCUGCCGUUCACCUCAUGUCAUUGAUGUUAGGUUUGCCGCUGAAGUCCCUGUAAACUUCACCGUUGAUGGUGUGAUACAGCAACAAGGAACAUAAUUUCUUCUUUUCUUCUUUUUUUCUUUAUUCUGUUCCCUUUUUUACCAGUCUCUGCAAUAGAAAUACGAUAGCUGUGAUGAGAAUGAUCAAUAAGGUCUUCAGUUCUGUGAUUUAUAAUACAUAUCUAAGUGGUACCAAAAGCAAGCUGACAUUCAUGAGGAAAAGAUCAGUAUUAAUGCAACACUAUAGCUUUAAUGUUAGGGAUAUAUUUACGUAAUAAAGUCUACAUGUUUGGUUUAGAACUUUCUGUUUUACAAGUUUAUAAGAAUAUUUAUAGUGAUAGACAUUUGAAAGUCACAUAUAGAAAUAUAUCCAAUGAUAGUAUUGCUCACUUAUUUUGUUUAUGUUGAUUUAUGAAUUCUAUUAUCUAGUAAAGUACAGCAUUAAGAUGCUGUGAAUUAGUUUUUGCUUCCAAUUUUGUAACUGUGAUUGUAGUCCUAUUAUUUAUUGCUGCUCUAUGUGUGAAAAUCAUUUACUUCCCAUUUUUUUCCCUUUUUUGUAAGAUUGCCUGCACUAGUUAUUUGCAAAAAGUUAUAUCUUGCAAAGUUUCUUGGCAAUUAUAAGCCAGCAGUGUAUUAAGGGAGUUCACUUGUCAUGAUUAUGAAAUGCUAAUUUAUGAAAUGAAUAUUUUUAUUCACUUGCAAAAAUUAACAUGUAAAUAGGUUUACAUUCAGAAAAGAGAAACUGCCUCUUUUUUACCUAUAUGAAUGUUGGUGUACAUUUCACAUAAAGAAAUGCAUAUGCUAACCCUACCGUCCCCUUUUUUAAAUACCAUUUUGAGAUUAAUGGUUUAAUUAAUGCAGUCCUAUGUGAUGAUAGGUCUAAACCCACAGAUGCUGAGAUGGCAAAAAUACAUACUUUGUCCACUGUGA
This is a messenger RNA of Penaeus vannamei (Pacific white shrimp), 1867 nucleotides long. RefSeq names its product osteoclast-stimulating factor 1. Gene Ontology annotation, molecular function: protein binding. Gene Ontology annotation, cellular component: nucleus. Gene Ontology annotation, biological process: regulation of gene expression. The record is from RefSeq and is a predicted model, not a curated record. Lineage: Eukaryota; Metazoa; Arthropoda; Malacostraca; Decapoda; Penaeidae.